AUGAGUAGUCCAAAGUCGCCGAAGUCACCAAAGUCACCAAAGUCACCAGAGUCGAAGUCUCCCACCCCUGGGGCAGCGUCUCCUCAGGAUCUAGGAGGCGAUGCGAACGCUCCAAUCGAAGUGGACCUCGACGAUGUCGAAUCCGUCUACGCCCAAUCAACGGUAACGGACACCACAUCACUCCGGUCUUCCAUCUUGGAUUACAAGUGGGAGAAUGGACGGCGAUAUCACGCAUACCAAGAUGGUGCAUACUACCAACCCAACGACGAGAAGCAACAAGAGGCGGAGGACUUGAUGCAUGAAAUGUUCCGAAUUAUUCUCGACGACAAACUAUACGAAACUCCGAUUGGAGAAGACACUCAGCGCGUCUUAGAUCUCGGCUGCGGAACAGGAGCAUGGGCUAUCGACUUCGCAGACGAGAAUCCCGCGUCCGAGGUAAUUGGCGUUGACCUUUCUCCAAUCCAACCGAGCUUCGUUCCACCCAACUGUAAAUUCGAGGUCGACGAUAUUACCAAAGACUGGACAUUCCCAGAAAGCCAUUUUGACUUCAUUCAUAUUCGAUAUUUGACAGGCUGUAUUCCUGAAUGGGUCAGCUUCUAUAAGAAGGCUAUGCGCCAUGUAAAGCCUGGAGGGUGGGUUGAGCAUGUCGAACUGUCAACUAUCCCUCGAUCAGACGACGAUACGCUCAGGUCCGGGGGUGCCAUGGAAAGGUGGGGAGGGAUAUUCGAACAACUGGGUACUGCAACAGGUAAGACGUUUGGCAUCUGCGAGACUGGCCGUGAACUGUUCCGCGAGGCGGGCUUCGCAAACAUCAAUGAACGCACGUUGAAGAUUCCGAUCGGGACCUGGCCGAAGGAUCCGCUUUUGAAGAAAUGGGGGCUCUGGAACCGGCAAUUUGUUUUGCAGGGCCUUGAAGGGUUUGCGCUUCGUGGCUUGACAGACCUGCUGGGGUGGUCAUUUGAAGAGGCACAGAUGUUCCUCCUCCAGGCCCGCCAGGAAUUGACUGAUCCCAGGGUCCACUCGUACAUCGAGAUGUAA
This is a messenger RNA of Scedosporium apiospermum, 1038 nucleotides long. RefSeq lists its product as uncharacterized. Gene Ontology annotation, molecular function: methyltransferase activity. The transcript is spliced from 9 exons. Lineage: Eukaryota; Fungi; Ascomycota; Sordariomycetes; Microascales; Microascaceae. The record is from RefSeq and is a predicted model, not a curated record. Bases 1 to 1038 code for a protein of 345 amino acids.